Molecule: messenger RNA, 1993 nt
Organism: Sinocyclocheilus grahami
Lineage: Eukaryota; Metazoa; Chordata; Actinopteri; Cypriniformes; Cyprinidae
Product: prohibitin
Exons: 7
Coding region: 115-930 (271 amino acids)
Biological process (GO): mitochondrion organization
Cellular component (GO): membrane; mitochondrion
Source: RefSeq, a predicted model, not a curated record
CUGUGUUGAAGGUUCUGCGCAUGCUCAGACGCCACCUUCUCAUGUGUUUCUUACGCAGGCUCCCGUGGAGGUCACUGUGAGCUAUCAGCGCAGUGGGACUGUUAUAUUGCUGCUAUGGCAAAGCUCUUCGAGUCCAUUGGAAAGCUGGGAUUGGCCUUGGCCGUAGGAGGAGGUGUAGUAAACUCUGCACUUUUCAAUGUGGAUGCGGGACACAGGGCGGUCAUCUUCGACAGGUUUCGAGGUGUUCAGGAUGCUGUUGUUGGGGAGGGCACACACUUCCUAAUUCCCUGGGUGCAGAAGCCAAUCAUCUUUGACUGCAGGUCCCGUCCACGCAAUGUGCCUGUCAUCACUGGUAGCAAAGAUUUGCAGAAUGUCAACAUCACGCUGAGAAUCCUUUUCCGACCAGUCGCUGCACAGCUGCCGCAGAUUUUCACCAGUAUCGGAGAGGACUAUGAUGAGAGAGUGCUGCCCUCCAUCACCACCGAGGUUCUGAAGUCUGUAGUGGCCCGUUUUGAUGCCGGUGAGCUCAUCACUCAGAGAGAGCUGGUGUCCAGGCAGGUCAGUGAGGAUCUGACGGAAAGAGCAUCCACCUUCGGCCUCAUUCUAGAUGACGUCUCCCUGACACAUCUGACAUUUGGCAAGGAGUUCACAGAGGCUGUUGAGUUGAAGCAGGUUGCACAGCAGGAGGCUGAGAGAGCCAGAUUUGUUGUAGAGAAGGCAGAGCAGCAGAAGCAGGCAACCAUUAUAUCAGCAGAAGGAGACUCCCAGGCUGCACUGUUGAUCGCUAAUUCUCUGGCAGAAGCUGGUGAUGGCCUGGUGGAGCUAAGAAAGCUGGAAGCAGCUGAGGACAUUGCCUUCCAGCUCAGCCGCUCUCGCAAUGUUACCUACCUCCCGUCUGGACAGGGAAUGCUCUUUCAGAUACCACAGUGAUAGGGAAACUAGAGACACACACACUCGCUUCAUUUCUUCUGCCCCAAGUUUGGCUACUUUUGGAAAUGGUGAUGCCUGUAGAACCCAUGAAACUAUCUAAUCAGCCUAUAGGCAAAUUUGAAAGAGACAAAUAUACCCUGUGAUUUUCUCUCUUUUAGUCCAAGAGUUUUCUUUCUCUCUUUAAAGUAUGGACCUCCACAAGGUGGCUUCAGCAGUUGGAAAGAGUGAAGGGGAACCAAGGGGAAGAGUCUGUAAUGUAGAGUCUGUGUAUGUAAAUGUGCUCGGGCACAAAUAUAUUUGCAUUUGGAAACGUUUUCCUUGGCUAAAUGUGAAUUGAUAUUGUUUGAAACCCUUACGCCAUUUCAGCUUAAUUGUCCAUACACAGAAUUUGAUCUAAAUACCUUGCAAAGCUAAAUUAAAUUGUGCAUUCGUGAGUAGUGCGUGCUGGAUGAUUGACAUCAAUCUCACCCUCUGCACCUGCAAGAACGACUGUGUUGUUUUUUUGUCAUUGUAUGUGGCAGAAGGAACACCCUUGUUUCACAAGUGGUGAAUGGAUAAAAUAAUCAGUAAAAAUUAUUCAUUUAUACUAAAUCAAAAUACAGAUGAAUGUCUCUCAUUAUUAUAGCAAUCCAUUAUUAUAAUUUGUAGACGCAUCUAAAAUGAUUUUUUUAUGUUAUGUAGACCACUUUCUUCCUCAUCUGUUGUGAAGCACACUUCAGAGGUCAAUAUGCCUCUUAGUGUCCACUAGAGGGCAUCAGUGCUUAAUUCUUAAAAAAAAACAAAAAAGCUUAUGUCAGACCAUGGAAAACAAAGAAAAAAUGACUAAAUGUUUAUAUUGAGUUUAAUGCAAGUAGUACAUUAAUUGUAGUUAUUCUAACAUUCAGAUAUUAUAUUUUGUAAUAAUUUACACAAUUUAUUUUCUCAUCCCCUCUUCUUCGUCAUUGUCUUUUUCCACUUAUUUCUUUCUUUUGCCUAGAAAAUUCUGCAACUUAAACAUAAAGAAAUGCUUUAAAUUGAGUAGAAGCAGCUUUUGGUUUUUAAAUCAAAAAUGUGAGAAUGCAAA